Macaca mulatta (Rhesus monkey) is the source of this 8640-nucleotide messenger RNA. RefSeq names its product folliculin interacting protein 2 (gene FNIP2). Gene Ontology annotation, cellular component: cytoplasm. Gene Ontology annotation, molecular function: protein-folding chaperone binding; ATPase inhibitor activity. NCBI's taxonomy places the organism in Eukaryota, Metazoa, Chordata, Mammalia, Primates, Cercopithecidae. The record is from RefSeq and is a predicted model, not a curated record.
GAGGUCUUGCUAUGUUGCCCAGGCUGGUCUUUAAAUCCUGCUUCAAGUAGUCCUCUCGCCUUGACCUCUCAAAGCACUGCAAUUACAGGCAUGAUCUACAAGUGUUUUUUAUAGUGCUUGCAUAAGUAAUCUUUUGGUUCUCUGUUAAAAAGAGAAAGUGACUUUAAAGGCAGUUUAUGGGAAGAAAGAACUCAUGAUCAGUGGCCAUGGCAGUUAAGUUUUAAGCUCAAAAUGUGUUCCUCUUGGGAAAAGGAAUUCAUUUUCUUCUAAUCUGGUUUUAUCUUGAUACUAUCAAUUUAGCAUGUGCCGCAGAGAAUUCAAGUUGUCGUACGUGUGUUGCAAUUUUUAUUUCUCAGGAGAGGGUGAAUUUCAGCUAUUUUUUGAGUUCAUGUUGAAGGAAUUUUAGGGAUUAUAUAUAUAAGAACGUCUGAAGGUAAUUGAAGGCCCUGCCAUGACAUUAGUUUUUCUCACACUUGUGGAGUGAAAUGUAUGGAUACCAUAUAUUAAAAGUAAUGGCAAAAACCGCAAUUACUUUUACAGCAACCUAGUACAAAGGUACAUUUACAAAUUGCUGAAGCCCAAGUACCAGACAAGGGUUCAUCAGAUUUUAGGAAUCCGUUAAUGUUUUCUUCACCAAAUUCCAGGACUAAAAAAGGAAAAGAAUUGGGGCAAUCCCUUGUAGUUUUGUGUGUAAAGAUUUGACCUGUAUUCCAAAGAUCUUGAUUUUUAUUUCUAAUAAAAGAAAAAUGUUUUCUUUGUGAACCCACAGAAUCCUAUUGAUUCUGUAGCAUUGUUCUCCUUUUUCAGAUGAAGUAUAUUAGUGUCAGAAGUCAAAAUUGAGCUGCUUUUGUCCUCAGGUUGGGCUUUCUCAUUUGAAUAUGCCUAGGAAUUCAGUGCAAGAGUUCUGAGGGUUUAUGGCUGCUCGUUAUCAUUACUUUUUUUUCUUGUAUUAAAGCAAGGAUACAUCCCUAAUCUGCGUCCCACCUCCCCUUGUCAUCUAUACAUUAAGUCCUACAUUUGGCUGUUGUAGGUAACCAUCCCUCACUUGCUGUGGGUAGAAUUUUGCAAGAUUGCAGAGUAAGACCUGUCAGCUGACACUGGCUCACAUGAGAGCCAUUAAGAGGGUGGUGUGGCCAAUGUCAGAGCAACCUUGCAGCUGAAGGCAAGUCACUGCAUUGCCCAGAGCCAUAUGAACAGGUCUUGUGACCAAUUAAUCGACUACUACAUAAUCUCCAGCUAGGGAGCACAGAUGGAGUGAGUCAGUCCAAGCUGCUCAACCUGUUAAGUGUCUUGUCUUUGCUAACUGGAGUGUAAGCUUAGGAACAAAAGUAGGACUUGUCUAUGUUUGUAAUAGGAUUGCAGACAGCGUGUUUUAUGAUGUGAUAGAUGGAUCUGACUUCCUAAAUUAUUGGCAGGCUUAAUUUAUGUAACAGAUGAAUGCUCCACCUUUUUUUUUUUUUUUUUUUUUUUAACCUGUGAAAGGGGAAAUUAGUACACUGCUGCCAAGUAGCUUUUCUUACAUACUGUGAAGGGAGUGAAAUGAUUGUUUAGAACUGCUGGUCAUUACGGAAUAUUCCUCACGUAACAAAGGAACUUCAGGAUUUGUCUCCAAGUCCAUGUUGAUGGUCAGGAUAAACCGGAAGAACAUUAAACCGCUCAGGAGAUGUGUGGCGGCACAGCGAAGACCACAAACCAGCCAGGGAACUGGCAAGACUCUGCCAGAUGUGUGAGUGAUGCCGUUCCUGGUGAUGGGAGGAUUUACAGGGCGCUUUUACGCACAAAGAUUAAAAAACACGCCGGGGUAGACAGGAGCACUGACCACACGGAACUCGACAACAGUUGGUCAUGUUCGGAGUUUGACCUGAAUGAGAUUCGCCUGAUAGUUUACCAGGACUGUGACAGGAGAGGCAGACAAGUCUUGUUUGACUCUAAAGCUGUUCAAAAGAUUGAGGAGGUGACAGCUCAGAAAACAGAGGAUGUUCCUAUUAAAAUAUCAGCCAAGUGCUGCCAGGGAAGCAGCAGUGUCAGCAGCGUGAGCAGCAGUAGCAGCAGCAGCAUCUCUUUCCACAGUUCUUCUGGGGGAUCUUCACACCAUGCUAAGGAACAGCUUCCAAAGUACCAGUACACACGACCAGCUUCCGAUGUCAACAUGUUGGGGGAAAUGAUGUUUGGCUCAGUUGCCAUGAGUUACAAAGGCUCCACCUUAAAGAUACACUACAUACGUUCUCCUCCACAACUGAUGAUUAGUAAAGUCUUCUCUGCUAGAAUGGGCAGCUUCUGUGGAAGUACAAAUAACUUGCAAGACAGCUUUGAGUACAUCAACCAAGAUCCUAAUUUGGGAAAACUGAACACAAAUCAGAAUAGUUUGGGUCCUUGUCGUACUGGAAGUAACCUAGGUCUGCUGCAAGCAUGCAGCAGCAAACUGCUGCAGGGGGUAGCUGAAGGAGGACCUCUCCGGCUCACCCGGAGUGCUUCUUUCUUUGCAGCACACAGCACACCAGUUGAUAUGCCAAGCAGAGGACAGAAUGAAGACAGGGACAGCGGCAUUGCUCGAUCAGCCUCACUAAGCAGUCUUUUGAUCACACCUUUCCCAUCUCCAAGUUCCUCUACAUCUUCUUCCAGCAGUUACCAGCGUCGCUGGCUUCGAAGUCAGACAACAAGUUUGGAAAAUGGCAUCAUUCCAAGGAGGUCAACUGAUGAGACAUUCAGCUUGGCUGAAGAAACCUGUAGUUCUAAUCCAUCUAUGGUUAGGAGGAAGAAAAUUGCCAUAAGCAUCAUCUUUUCUCAUUUUCCCCUGUUUGAAUCUCACAUGAACAGGCUGAAGAGUGCAAUUGAAAAGGCUAUGAUCUCCUGUAGGAAAAUAGCAGAAUCAAGUCUCCGAGUCCAGUUUUACGUCAGCCGUUUGAUGGAAGCUCUGGGAGAAUUCAGAGGAACUAUCUGGAACUUAUAUUCUGUUCCAAGGAUAGCUGAACCUGUAUGGCUUACCAUGAUGUCUGGCACUUUGGAAAAAAACCAGCUCUGCCAGCGCUUUCUCAAGGAGUUUACGCUUCUGAUAGAACAGAUCAAUAAAAACCAGUUUUUUGCUGCCUUACUGACUGCAGUGUUAACCUACCACCUGGCCUGGGUCCCAACUGUCAUGCCUGUGGAUCACCCUCCCAUUAAAGCCUUCUCAGAGAAACGUACCUCCCAGUCAGUGAACAUGCUGGCCAAAACACAUCCAUAUAAUCCUCUCUGGGCACAGCUGGGUGAUCUUUAUGGAGCCAUAGGCUCUCCAGUGAGACUGACUCGCACCGUAGUGGUAGGGAAGCAGAAGGACUUGGUCCAGCGAAUACUUUAUGUCCUGACCUACUUUCUCCGUUGCUCUGAGCUACAAGAGAACCAGCUGACCUGGAGUGGCAAUCACAGUGAAGGUGACCAAGUUUUAAAUGGGAGCAAGAUCAUAACAGCCUUGGAGAAAGGAGAGGUGGAGGAGUCCGAGUAUGUGGUCGUUACGGUGAGGAACGAGCCCGCUCUUGUACCCCCCAUCCUACCACCAACAGCAGCUGAGAGACAGAACCCCUGGCCGGCAGGGUUUCCUGAGAGCCCAGAGGGCACUGACAGUAGAGACCUGGUUCUUAAACCUGACAAAGAAGCUAACCGGAGGCCAGAGCAGGGUUUUGAGGCUUGCAGCACAGGAUGCCAGGGGCCAGCAUCAGGUGCUUCCUGGAAACCUCAGAAUGCAUUUUGUGGGGAUGAAAAAAAUAAAGAGGUACCGCAAGAUGGCUCUUCAAGACUUUCCAGCUGUGAAGUUUCGGGGGCAGGAAUGAAGAUGGACCAGCAAGCUGUCUGUGAGCCGUUGAAAGUGGAGAUGUCUACGAGACUGCCAGACCGGUCAGUGGCCUGGCCUUGCCCUGACAGACAUCUUUGGGAGAAACCUCCCAUAGAAAAGGUCACUUUCCAGAUAGGAAGCUCCACAUCUCCAGAGUCUGACUUUGAAAGCCGCAUGAAAAAAAUGGAGGAACGGAUGAAAGCCUGUGGCCCCUCCUUGGAGGCCAGGGAGGCCGCUGACACAGCUCAGGACCCGCAGAUUUCUAGGAGCCCUUUCAAACCUGGCUUUCAGGAGAAUGUCUGCUGUCCUCAGAAUCGGCCUUCAGAGGGGGAUGAAGGCGAGUCUGACAAGGGUUUUGCAGAGGACAGAGGCAGCAGAAACGACACAGCAGCAGAUGCUGCCGGGCAGCUCAGCCACACUGCCGACUUGGGCGCAGCCUCCCACCGCGUAGCAGGAACUGCCCCGGGGAGGCUGGAGGCGGCUACAGGUUUGUAUGUGAAGGCUGAGGAAGGACCUGUGCUGGAGCCUGUUGCCGCCAGCUGUGUCCAGCGGGGCCCUGGCCUCGUGGCUCCUGCAAAUAUCCCCUGUGGGGAUGACAACAAGAAGGCCAACUUCAGGACUGAAGGAGACAUUCCCCGAAAUGAAAGCUCGGAUAGUGCCCUGGGAGACAGUGACGAUGAAGCUUGCACUUCAGCCAUGCUAGAUCUGGGUCACGGUGGUGACAGGACUGGAGGGUCCUUGGAAGUGGAGCUGCCUCUGCCAAGGUCUCAGAGCAUCAGCACCCAGAACGUAAGGAACUUUGGCCGCUCACUUCUGGCGGGCUACUGCCCCACAUACAUGCCUGAUCUUGUGCUUCAUGGGACCGCCAGUGACGAGAAGCUGAAGCAGUGCCUGGUGGCCGACCUCGUCCACACGGUCCAUCAUCCAGUCCUGGAUGAGCCAAUAGCUGAAGCUGUCUGUAUUAUCGCAGACACGGAUAAAUGGAGUGUGCAGGUAGCUACAAGUCAGAGGAAAGUGACGGACAACAUGAAACUAGGCCAGGAUGUCCUAGUCUCUAGUCAGGUGUCCAGUUUGCUUCAGUCCAUUUUACAGCUCUACAAGCUUCACCUCCCUGCUGAUUUUUGCAUCAUGCAUCUUGAAGAUAGACUACAGGAGAUGUACCUUAAAAGCAAAAUGCUGUCUGAAUAUCUCCGGGGACACACACGAGUCCAUGUGAAAGAAUUAGGUGUCGUACUGGGGAUUGAAUCCAACGACCUGCCUCUGUUGACUGCUAUUGCCAGUACUCAUUCUCCUUAUGUGGCUCAAAUACUCUUAUAAGCUAAAGCUCAGGACAGUUCUUCCUUGGAAGAAAAAAAUCAAAUUCUCAACUGAAGGAGAAAGGAAUAAGCUCUCUGUGAUGUCGAAAGCAUGAGCAGAGCAAACAGAAACAAAGUCAUUCCACCUUUUUGUUUUGUGUUUUUGCUGUCAAGCUGAUGCUUCAUUGAAGACUUAGGUUUACUUAACAUAAUGGCAUUUGUGAUUGUCAUGAACACUUCAGGCCAUUUGUUACCCAUGAAUCAACAAAGAGACUGACCUUUUUGGUGGGAGGAAACAUAAGCACUACACUAAACAUUAAGCUGUUGCAACAGAUCGCCUUGUGCUGUUUGGGCAGAAUAAAGGCAAGCGACUUGAGCGGGGUGGUCAGCAGUGUACGUAACAUUCCAGUAGGAAACUGCUUCUGAGUUUAAGCAUGAGCUCCCCAAACUGGGGAAAACAUAUUUUGCUAUUCUGAGACAACAGUCGGAACACGGACUUUGGAUUCCAGGUCACAGUUUGCUUUUUACACAAGGUAAAGCAAAGAAAGCCACAUUGUGCCAUCUUCAGCUCCAGUGGCUGUAGCAGUGACUGUUUGACAUAAAACUUGUAAGAGAUUUGCUUGUUGGGAAGAGUGCUUUAGGGACCCACUGUUUUCAUUUCUUCUUGGAGUUUACCUUGUUUCAGAUGCAGCCACAGGUAGGUGAGAGAUGGAUUGUUGGUGCAAUAAACCCAAGAAUCAAUGUAGCCUCUUAAUCCCAUCAAGAUGUAGUUUGUAACAGCAAAGUGUACAGUCUGAAACCAUAUGUUUUAUCCUUAUAUUUUAGAGCUUUCAGCAGCCUUUUUAAGAGAGGCCAUUUACCAAAGUUAUUUCUAUAAGCUCCACAGUGUUUCUGUUGGUAAGUUCUUCCAACUGAAGCCACUUUUUUCUUAUAGUUAAUACAAAUGACUAUUUUUACUUUAAAAGGCACAGCUGUCCUGGUGGGAAAUGAACCUGCAGCAGUUCAGGAUGACUCAUGAACAUUCAGGAUGAUUGCUUGAACAUUUAGAAAAAAUCCAUACAUCCUCUAAAUUUUUAUAUUAUCAUUUCUGUGCCUUCUAAUUCCUGCAUCCUUUUCAAAACAUCUUUCCAGAAAUUAACUUACCCAUUGUAUAAAACCAACCAAAAUGAUUUCCCAAAGUUCAUACAAAAAAAAAAAACUUAAUUUUCUGUUAAUAUAAAAGAAACUUUAGCUUACUGACCAUGAAACAGACUAUGUACUGACAUCCAGGGUAAAGUAAAAGACUUUUAAAUAUUGGUCAUUAAAAGACAGGAGCUAAAGCUAGCAAAGCAAAAACAUCUUUAGCACUUUGCAGAUCUUAAGCAGUUAACCAGGUUCUGAUUCCCUUCCACUGUUUUAUGAAUUAAUUCCAGUUCUUUUCACGUGUCUUUGAACCUAAGAAUAUGAAGUAAUUUCCCUAUUAGGGAAUAGAAUGACUUCAAUUUUUUUAUUUGAUAAAAAUCAGAACUACUACCUUUUCAUCUUUUUUUAAUGAUGCAAAAUGUAGAUGAGUGCAUUAAGGUUUGUAAGAUCUUCAUCAUUUUAUGUCAUUCAUUGAAAAUUGAAAUGUUCAGUCUUUUUAAUGUUUUCCUGUUUCCUUUUGCCUAGCAUUUGACUUUGGUGUUUUAAGUUCUGUAGUUUCAUGACAUCAUUGUUUGCUGUUGUGUUACAGAGAGAGAAAGAACCUCACCUGUGGCUCAGCUCAUCCCACAUCCGUUUCUCAUUACGUGUAAAUAAACUGUCAGAGCUGAUGUUACAGCUUUUACAGUUUAAAGCAUUCCCCUCCUCUCUACUUCCUUUUUUCUUGUUUACAUGUUUUGGGCACUUUCCCUCAUUCACCACCUUCCAGGGUUUCAUAGAAAAUAACUUGUUACAAAAUCAGUUUAAUUCUAAUGUGGACAUAGUGGCAUGUUGAUAAUUAGACACAUAUAGGGGACACUGAGCUUUAAAUCGUUGAUUCUAAACUCUAUACAUUGAAAAAAUUCAGCCCAGGCCCCCUCAAAGCCUGAGAAAAUUUAAUUUGCUCUUAAUCUAAUGUUCCAGAAACUCACUCUUGCAAAAAUGCCUGUUGGAAAACUACAGGUGGGUCACGUGUGGGGGCUGUCUCCGUGACACUCAGGAUUCCAGUCAGAACCUAAUCCUCGUAUCUAUUGCCUACAAAAAUAGACCAAGAAUGUUGCUGCUAUUUUAUAAUCCUUUAAAUAUUUAACAUUCAAGUUUUCUUUGUCUUAAAUUCAACCUCUUCCUAAAAGCGAAAAAAAAAAAAAAAAAACCCACAGAAUGGUGUUGCGAUCCACCGCUCACACAUCGUGCACCACCCAGUGGCUUCAUUCUGGCUUAGCCGCAGAGGCAAGAAAAGGACCCCACCCGCUCCCAUGCCCACCUCAAGAAAAAAACAUAAAACAAUUUUUUUAAAAAAAGAAAAGAAAUCUACCUCAGUUGACAGGAUUCCACCUUUAGGGUUUCUUCAACUUUUAAGUCUUACCUGUUGAGUGUAACUUUUGUAGCAUCUUGCUUUUCUAAGCAAGCUAGUGAGGCAUGACAGAGCAGAAGUCUGUAAAUGUCCCUGUGAUGGACCUCUUUCUAGCAUGUUGCAGUUGUAUUUUUAAUAAAUUGAUAAGUGAAAUGAAUGUAAAGGUAAUUGUGUACGUUUUAGACAUGACAAUGAAAAUUUAAAAUGUAGCUUCCAUACUUGUGCAUAAUUCCAAAGUAUUUUAUUUUUUAUCAGUGUUAAAUAGCUUUUUGUACAGGCUUCAAUCCAUUUUUCUGAAUUGUGCUGUUUUUUAAUGAAAGUAACUAUAAUCUUUUCACAUCCCAUGGAACUGCCGUUUACACAUUGCAACUUUUUAAACUUAACCAUAUUUUUCAAAAUUAACGUUUUUGGAGGGAGAAAAAUCCCCGCUUGCUAAAUGAUACUAAACCAUUGUUUGGGCUCUUAUAAUUAGGUCCUGAGAUUUUAUAAAAAUUUAGUCUGUAGCUUUUUAGGUUCUUCACUAGAGAUGGUUGUACAUAAAAAUAAAGAAUAUAAAGUACCCCAAAUUCUUUUAAAUGUCUGGAUUUUUCCACCAAUAUGUACUUUAGAGAAUAUUUUGUUCAUGCAUACUUUCACGUUAAAUUGAAAAUGUCUUCAGCUUCUCUUGGUAAAUGUGAACCAUUUGUUUUUUAUUGUGCUUGGGGGAGAGGGUAUUUUAAUAUAAUUUUUGCCUAAAUCAAGCAGUCCCCUCUGAAUGUUAAUUUUUAAAUGUCAAAAUAUGAUGAACCAUAUAUCUUGAAAGUGAGAUUGCAAUAUGCUUAAACUUAAGUGAUAUUUCAAAAACGAGAAAAUUCUGGAAUUUGUUAUUUGAAGCUCCAUAAGAGAAAUUGAUAGGACUUCGUUUUUGAUCAGUUUGAAUAGAUACCAAUGUCAUUGUGUGGGAAUUUUUUUAACUUGUUUAUGUAUUAUUUUGAUCCAUUUUUCUGUGGCAUUUGGUGCAAUAAAACUUUUGAAUUUAUCUUGAA